Ostrinia furnacalis (Asian corn borer) is the source of this 455-nucleotide messenger RNA. RefSeq lists its product as uncharacterized. The transcript has 2 exons. The coding region runs from base 128 to 445 and encodes 105 amino acids. NCBI's taxonomy places the organism in Eukaryota, Metazoa, Arthropoda, Insecta, Lepidoptera, Crambidae. The record is from RefSeq and is a predicted model, not a curated record.
UCGAUCACACAAUACAAACGGCCGUAGUGAACAUUGAAAUAAUUUAAUUGUGACGGCACGUUCGAUUAAUAACGGCGAAAUUGAUACUAAUGGGGACAUUAAUGGGAUAAACGUCACCGCGUUCAAAAUGAUGGAAUUGGGGAAAUUUUCACGGUUAAUUCCAUUGAGUAAUGUGACGCAGAUGCAAAAUUUCUCCCCGAUAAACAGAUUUAGUGUGCAGCAAAGUUUACUGUGUAAAUAUUUGGUGUUCUCAAGGGCGUCGGACGUUUGUGAUGCCAGUGGCUUUCUUAGAUUGUUUUUUUGCCGAGCAGCGAGCGACUGUUCGAUGUGGAUUCUUAGCGCACUCGAGCCCGAACAGGUUUCAACAUGGGGACCAAAACCGGUAAAAAAUCAUCACAGAAUCUCUACAACCGUGUCCUACCCGACCCGAUUCUUUGAAGAAUGACCACUCGGGA